Amorphotheca resinae ATCC 22711 is the source of this 711-nucleotide messenger RNA. RefSeq lists its product as hypothetical. The coding region runs from base 170 to 499 and encodes 109 amino acids. The record is from RefSeq and is a predicted model, not a curated record. The transcript is spliced from 2 exons. Lineage: Eukaryota; Fungi; Ascomycota; Leotiomycetes; Helotiales; Amorphothecaceae.
CGCUUUUCGAAAGUUCGAGGUCCGAGCUUCCUUCUGCCUCUUGAGCUACCUCCCUGGCAUCCUUAUACUGCCCGAGAGCUCGUAUAAAACUCUGAAGCCCUCAGUUCUACAUUCUAGCGCCUCACGCGCAUCAAAACGCUUCACUGCCAGCGGGUAGUGGCCCCCCAAAAUGAGCGGUACUGGAGGUUAUUACAAGUACCGGUGUAAAUACUGGUUGACUUAUAAUUGCCCGAAUUGGGUGUGGGUUAAUAAUGCAUCUUGUGCACAUUGCUUGGCAGAGGGCCGCGACUCCGAGACCGCGGUGCUGUCUGGCGCAUUCAGCAGAGUGCCAGAGACGUACGUAGUACAUCUUGAAACUUGUUCCCUGCACUGCAAUAACAGGGAGACCAUCGAAGCCAGCGGCGGGAAGGGUGAAUGGGGCUUGGAGGACGGCCCUUCACAGCUAUUCCCAACAACUUCAGAACAUUUUGGGCUCGACGCCCAUGAAUUAUGGUCUUGAUCUUCAUCAACUUCUGAACACAGAAUUCUAGCAUAAACGGCAGAAAGGAACUGGUUGGACGGCGGGAAGGUCGAGCGAGUCCAGAGAGGGGAGAAAGUGGUAAAUUCAGUGUUAUUUUUGCAGUUACUGGCAGGUUCAACUUUUUGGAAGUAUUUAUUGGGAGGAAACAGAGCUCAAAUUUGAUCAAAUGGUACCACCAGGUUCAAUAUCUC